This is a messenger RNA of Fragaria vesca subsp. vesca, 1140 nucleotides long. RefSeq lists its product as uncharacterized. The record is from RefSeq and is a predicted model, not a curated record. Lineage: Eukaryota; Viridiplantae; Streptophyta; Magnoliopsida; Rosales; Rosaceae. The transcript is spliced from 6 exons. Bases 316 to 690 code for a protein of 124 amino acids.
GGGGUAGCUCGAUUUAGUCGGGGAAUAGUUGGUUUGGUGUGUUGAAGAAGCUUCAGUUUGGUAGGAUUUGUCAAAACAGAUUUGAAGUUAGGAGAGACAGGUGGGUGGUGAUCCAUUGUCGUUUCUUGAGUUAGGAAUUGAUUUUCGUUUCUUGAAGUUUGGUGAUCGAAUUCAAUUUGCCUGAUUGGGUUCUUCGAGUUCAGUCGCCGUCGUUUUGGUGUUGAGGCCUGGGAAUGCGACUGAGGAACACACCAUCAUCUGCUGAAUUGAAGAUCUCAGGACUAGUAGCCUGUGUUUUGGUGUUGAGGCCUGGGAAUGCGACUGAGGAACACACCAUCAUCUACUGAAUUGAAGAUCUCAGGUAGUGGUAAUGAAUGGAUUUGGAUCAAUAGAGGCUUGAGAAGAGAUGGAGAUCAAUUUUCUUUCUAUGAUCCAUUUUUGUUGCUUGUGUUCAGAAUUCUGGAGUGUUUGAAACCGAUUUGGUUUGAAGAAACAGUCGGGGACUGCUCAAAGAUUUCCGUUACUGGACGUUGUCAGCCUCCCUCCUCUCUCUCUCUCUCUCUAGUGAAUGACAUAGAGCUUAUUGUUUUGAUUGUGAACCAACUGAGCAGCAACAGCUGCAGAGCAAGACACCAUAUCACCAAGCUCCACCAAACUGAAGUUUACAGCAACCUAAAGAGAGUACCUUGAAGGAGCUUUACAAAGAAGCCUGUGCAAAGAGACUAAAGAGAACCUGGGAGCUUCAGCACCAUGGACAGGGUACAAAUCAAAGUACGAGGCAAGUUCCUUGUGGUGGAUCUAGACAUCGCCUAUCGUAUUUGGGGUAUCAAGGAAUAUAUUCAUAAUGGUGACUUCAAGAGCCAGGUGCCAUAUUUGCAAGAUUUUAUAGUCGAAGGAGCAGCUCAAUUUGUAACCAAUAGAAGGCAGACAAAUGCGCAUUCCUCAUACAUAUGACUUCAUCAUAGAGUUCCGAUUUUCUUAUGCAAACUAGAUUCCAUUAUAAAGGUGCACUUGGUGUCUUGAUCAUGUUUGAGAAUCCUAUAAAUAUAGCUGGUUUACAAGUUGUUUUCAGCGUGUAAUAAAUCUUGUAGCUUAUUCAAUCACAAGGAGAUAUAACCGGGAGGUUCUCUUAUCUUUUCA